AUACAGACCCAAUGCUGACUCUGAACAGAUUACUAAACAGAUUUUGAGACCUGCAGAGGCUCAGUGGUGUGAUUAGCUGGAAAUAGAGGAGUGUCUUUAGCUGGUAAUACACACCCCUUCCUUCCACUGUUAAAAACCACCUGUCACCUGUGCUCCUUUCACUCUCAUAACAAUCAAGCAGCCUGAAAGGCUUCAGCGCCAUCAGCCAGCAUCCCUGUUAAGACCUGCAGAAGCCAGAUUCAGAGCCGGAGAAGCUGUCUGACCACAGCCAUGGAAGAGUACUUCUCUGCCAUCCACAAGAUGGAACAAGCGGUUAUGUUUCCCAGCCUCCUCAGAGGCGUCUACAUGGAACAGCAGGAUGACACAUCCACUGGUGAUUUUGGCAACAGGGACCUGUAUGAGUAUUACAUCCAACUGAAAUCCAUCAAACUUACAGUGGAGGGUAGACUGGAGCCUCUAAAUGAAAGCAAACACCAAAUCACCAGCAGAGAGGAAGUACAAGAGAACGAAGAAGAGGCCGAUCUUGAAGAACUGCUUUAUCAUCACUUUACAGGCUUGUAUCGUGUCCUGACCCAUCUGACCAGAAAAGCCAAUGCCCUGACCAGAAAAUACAAUGAAAUUAUAGGACAGAUCAACCAGAGUGAAAUGACGCAUACCUGGUGAAACAUCCACCAAUAACUUCAAAAGGACAAACUACCACCCCUGUGCUGCAUACAGUUGACAUCGUGCGGCAAGAACAACUGGUGAAUUACUUGACUGACACCAAAGAUGCUGGCCAUCUGAUCGCCAAUGGUUUUGUAAUAAGCAGAAUAAAUGUGAUCAUUCCUUGCUGUAACAUGAACUCAUUGUCCAUCUCAAAUACAUCACGUGCAUGUUAAUUUUCAACUACCUGGGCAAAAAUCAUUGUAUUAUGCUGCUGCUGCUGUGUGAGGUGAAAAUCAUGGGUAAGGUAAUCCUCUUUUCUUACU
Caretta caretta (loggerhead turtle) is the source of this 968-nucleotide messenger RNA. It is a transcript of the gene THRSP, whose product is annotated as thyroid hormone responsive. Gene Ontology annotation, cellular component: cytosol. Gene Ontology annotation, biological process: regulation of lipid biosynthetic process. NCBI's taxonomy places the organism in Eukaryota, Metazoa, Chordata, Testudines, Cheloniidae. The record is from RefSeq and is a predicted model, not a curated record.